UUGGAGAAGAAAGAAGGCGUAGGCUUCUCUACUCAGAGCUGAGCUCUGAUCUAUCUGACCGAACUCAUGAUCUCUGCAUCAAUGGGAAGUUCUACAGUGCCCGCCAAAAAGCUUGCGCUGAAGAUCAAUGGGAUUGACACUGAUGUAGUGCUUUGUGCUUACGAUGAUCAUUUCCUGGUGAUUGUCACUCAAAUUGGAGCCAUGGGGACGAUCCUGCACGCAAGGAAGGAGGAAGGUGUUUCGAUCAAUCCGACUUUUACUGUGUCUGUAAUAUUUGGAAAACGAGACGAGCCGAUGGUGGUGGCUUGUGCCAGGCAGCUGAUUGAACACGUGAGUAAUUGCGGUAGCUCCAGGCCAUUGGUACUCUCUCUCGGUCUCAAGGACCACUCGAUGGAAACCCUGAAAGGCAUUGUUUCCGCCGUGAUCGAAAAUCGCCUCUGGUAACUACCGCGAAAGGAUGUGCAGUGUUAUGCCUGGAUCUUUCUACAACUCAAUGGCUUCCCCAAUAAUUGACAGUGUUCGGACUUCCGAGUUCACUCCCCCAUCUGAUUCUGACCAAAUGCAAUAUCAGAUCAUAUAUACCUAGUUUUCGUUUACCAGUGCAUCCUGCACUAAUUGUUCACAAUGUAACAUGUGAUGAUCUGCUCUAAAACAGAUCUUAAUUUGAGCUUCAGAUUAUGCGCAUGUAUAUCUUCAUGUUUGUCUGUUUGUGUA
This is a messenger RNA of Punica granatum (pomegranate), 714 nucleotides long. The record is from RefSeq and is a predicted model, not a curated record. NCBI's taxonomy places the organism in Eukaryota, Viridiplantae, Streptophyta, Magnoliopsida, Myrtales, Lythraceae.